GGCAGCAGUGCGUGAAAAUUAAACUGAUACCGGUUUGAAAAUCGGCGAUCGAGUGUUGUUAUUUUGCUCAGCUGUGUGCGAAUUUUGUACGAGAAAACCGGAGACAUGGAGAAGAAUUCGUACGCAUCCUUCUCGGAUUAUUUCGACAAAUUGAGGCACAAGACGCGCGAAAUCGACAAGGGCAUCGAGCAGCUCAGCGAGACCUGGAAGAUGCCCCAACUCCUGAUGGGAGGCUACGCGGAGCGGACCGUUGAGGUGGAUGCGUGCCUGGACGAAUUGUCUACCCAGGAUAUUAACGAUAAAAUAAAGGAAUUUCCAUCAGAAGUGAACUCGUCACUAGAUGACAUGGAUCAGUUUUUAAAUGAUUCAGAAAAGAUAUAUCUAGAUUUGAAGGAGCAGUGUGACAAUUUGGAUAUUGUUCUAGCAGAGUUUGGCUAUUAUUAUAAAGAGAAUGACAGUAUGCAAGAAAAACAUUGUCGAGAUGAUAGUAAAGAUAGCACAAAUGACAGUAUUUUAAGACCUGAAACUGAAGGUGUGUCCGAUUUGGAAAUUGAAUUUACACCAUUCCUUACAUGGAGAUGCAAGGCUAAGUCCAAGGAAAAUUAGAUAUUUCCAGCAUGAUCUAUGAAGAACAGGAUUCCUCUAGUUUAGUUUCUGCUGAAAUAAAUAUCCGAUUCACUAUCAAUGCAACUUCAUGUAAAAAGUUCAUUUAUAAGUUAGAUACAAUUUUAUAAAAAACAAAUUUGAAACAUCUUACAAAAAUAUUUUGAGAAGAUAGAUUUUAUUUCAAUAUUUCUUCUCUGUUUUCAUUCAGUAGAAUAUUUAGAUUAAAAACAAUAUUAGUCUACUUUUGAAAAAUUUUUAUAUAAAACACAUAGA
This is a messenger RNA of Nylanderia fulva, 879 nucleotides long. RefSeq lists its product as uncharacterized. The record is from RefSeq and is a predicted model, not a curated record. NCBI's taxonomy places the organism in Eukaryota, Metazoa, Arthropoda, Insecta, Hymenoptera, Formicidae.